CAAUCCGAUCAUGACCCAUUACAAAACGGCGAACACAACAGUCUACGGCUGAAAAUAAAAGCUAAUGCUCUGAACUUUACAUUUUCUGUUUGUAUUUCGCUAGUGCCAUCUUUCUGGGGACUAGUUAACACUGCCUGGAACCUGUGCACGAUUGGGAAGAGACAGUCGCCAGUCAACAUCGAAACCAGUCGAAUGAUUUUUGACCCCUUCCUCAAUCCUCUACGACUCAAUGCAGGGCAACGGAAGGUCAGUGGAACGAUGUAUAACACGGGCCGACAUGUGUCCCUGCGCCCAGACAAGUCACACCUGGUGAACAUCUCUGGCGGGCCGCUGAGCUACAGCUACAGGCUGGAGGAGAUCCGGCUUCACUUUGGCGCUGAGGACGGUCGGGGCUCUGAGCACCUGCUCAACGGCCAGGCCUUCCCUGGAGAGGUGCAGCUCAUCCAUUAUAAUCAGGAUUUGUAUUUAAAUUACAGUGAUGCAGUCCGGAGUCCUAAUGGAAUAGCAGUGGUUUCUAUCUUCAUGAAGAUCUCAGAGCCUACAAAUGUAUUUCUAAACCGUAUGCUGAGCAGAGAGACCAUUACAAGGAUUACAUAUAAACAUGAUGCAUACUUACUGAUGGGGCUCGAUAUUGAGGAGCUGUAUCCCGAAACCUCCCGUUUUAUCACAUAUGAAGGGUCGAUAACUAUUCCACCGUGCCUUGAGACAGCAACCUGGAUAUUAAUGAAUAAGCCGAUUUACAUCUCACAGAUAGAGAUGCAGUCCCUUCGUCUCCUCAGCCAAAACCAGCCGUCUCAGAUCUUCCUCAGUAUGGGUGACAACAUGCGGCCCACGCAGCCACUCCACCAGCGCUGCAUCCGCACCAACAUCAACUUCAGUCAGAGACGGGACUGUCCUAACAACCGUGUGCUGAGGCUGCAAUACAGAGUGAAUGAAUGGCUUCUGAAAUAACAGCUUGACGUGGAUUAGUUACUACAGCAGUCUGGUAAUUGCUGAAGAAUAUGGCCUACAGACAGAACAAUGGGAUACACACACCGAGAUCAAGACAAAGGACUUAACUCUUCAGUAUAUAUAUGUGUGUAUAAAUAAUUACUUUUAUACAUGUUUAUAUGUUUAUAACACUAUAUAUCAAAUACGCUUUGAGUCAGACAGGACUGGUUCUCAUUGACACUGGCUCUUCAGCUCACUCUUGAGGUACUGUGUGCUCUUGUUUGCAUCUGAACAUCAGGUGCAAUCUAGCCUUGUUGCAGCGAAUGGAAAACUACCUUUGCUCAAUGCACGGGGAUUUUAACUUUACUUUGACAUGUGGCAAACAAAAGGAUUUCAAGCCUAUAUCUUGGACUAUCUGGAGCAUGUUGCCUUCUCUACAUAAGUGUUUACAGUGCUAAAUGAAUUGAGUGAUAUCUGGCCAAUAAAUAUUUGAAGUGGUCAUGGUGAAUGUUUCUCUUUACUUUUUAAUGAUGUUUUUGAAUCUUGAGUCACAAAGCUGCAAAGUUGAUGCCAAUGGAUUGCCAGUCAAAUUAAUGGAUAAUUCAGUCUGUUGAAUAUUGUUGAAUAACAUGUUGACAUCGUGCUCAAGCUUUGAGUCGGAUUAUAUGGAUUUACAAUAUUAAUAUUUAUUAGGGUGGUGAAUGUGUAAUAGAGUGUGUUACAGGAAAGGGACAAAUCUAGUCAGAUUUAGCAUCAAAAACUGCUAUAUUUUGUUGGAUUUAAUAAAAUAAUAAGCAUUUAAAUAUUUUCUUUUUUCAAAUGUCUCAAUAUUUAUACUUGUAUGGUUAUUAUAUAAUAUAAUCUUUUACAUCUUAAUGUAAAUUUGACCAUAAAUGUAUCAUCUAAAACACGGGAGCAUGGUAGAUUUAACAAUGAUUAUUUAUGCUAAAAAUGCAAAACAUUAAAAAAU
Carassius auratus (goldfish) is the source of this 1900-nucleotide messenger RNA. RefSeq names its product carbonic anhydrase-related protein 10-like. Gene Ontology annotation, molecular function: carbonate dehydratase activity; zinc ion binding. The annotation marks the transcript as partial. The transcript is spliced from 7 exons. The record is from RefSeq and is a predicted model, not a curated record. NCBI's taxonomy places the organism in Eukaryota, Metazoa, Chordata, Actinopteri, Cypriniformes, Cyprinidae. Gene Ontology annotation, biological process: one-carbon metabolic process.